AUGGCGGCUGUUGAGAAUGGGUCUACCAAUGGGGUAGCAAAUGGGCAUAAUUCUGAGUCUGCUGGGCACAGAGUGAUGAGCAAACGAUUCUCGGACAUCCCCUCGGCAAUCGAUAUUCCCGUUCAAGGAGAAGAUGAUGACCAGGCCGUUGAGAUAGACCUCGAGGAUCUUCUGGACGACCCGACGGAACUGUGCACUCUGCUAGAAAAUGAAGGCGCGGCGCGCACCUACUGGAUGACGGUCUCCCUAGCAUAUGCGAAGCAGAAGAAGGUCGACCACGCAAUCGAAAUGCUGCUCAAGGGUGGACAAGCUAUGAAGGGCGGGCCGAAGGAGAAGCUCAGUAUGCUUACCUGCCUGUGCUGGAUGUACUUGUGGAAGAGCAGGGAGGCUCCUCGGGUUGCGCCGGAAGGUUCAUUAAGUUCGGAGGCAAAGACGAAGGAAUACUAUCUGAACCUUUCGACACAGACUCUAAACGAGGCACUACGUAUCAAUCCCGGAUUUCCUCCCCUCUUUCUGGCACGCGGUGUUCUACAACUACUGAAGGCUUCCCUACAGCCACCUUCGAAAUCCUCGGCACCUGGUGCCCUGGACCCAGAGAAGGCAGACAUUCUGCGCGCGUCGGCCAAGUCUUUUGAAGAUGCAAUUCGCGCCUCUCAAGGAAGGAAUAUGAUGGCAGUAUUGGGGAAAUCUAGGGCACUCUUCUCGCUCGGGAAAUACGCGGAAUCUUUGGAAGGUUAUCAAGAUGCCCUAUACAAAAUGCCGGAUUUGGUAGACCCCGAUCCACGAAUUGGAAUUGGCUGCUGUUUCUGGAUGCUUGGAUACAAGCAAGAUGCGAAAGUAGCUUGGGAGCGAGCUUUAGAGAUCAACCCAGAUUCCAAGAUUGCGAACAUUCUUCUCGGCCUUUUCUACCUCGAUGCUAGCGCCCACGUUCCUACGAAUGGGCCAGAGUUCAUGCAAUUGUACAAGAAGGCCAUGACGGAAUACACACAGAAGGCUUUCAAAGCUGACAAGAAUCUUCCAUUGACUUGUGCUACGUUUGCUGGGUACUUUUUGUCGAGGAAGUCCCUACCGAGUGUUGAGACGUUGUCCCACAAGGCCAUUCAAUACACGGACGUCAAUGCUAUUGCAAGCGAUGGAUGGUAUCUUCUGGCCCGAAAGGAACACUACGAAGAGGACUACGAUAAAGCUGCAGACUACUACAGACGGGCGGAUGAAGCAAGAGGUGGAGCCGAUCGUGGCUACCUCCCCGCUAAGUUCGGCGCCGCUCAGCUUUCAGUACUGAAGGGUGACUUCGGAGAGGCAAAACUGAGACUGGAGAAGAUGAUACAGCAAUCCAAGAAUGCGGAGGCCAUGAUUCUUCUUGGCACCCUUUACGCUGAAGAGGUAUUUCAAAAUCCCACAAAUGGGCCCAAGGAGGAGAAGUCACUCGAGUGGAAGAAGGCCGUCGGAUACCUUGAGAGCGUCCGAACGGCGUGGAAGGACUCCAAGAAGAAUCUGAUGCCCGAUGCCUCCGUUCUUCUGAAUCUAGCGCGUCUCUACGAAGGCGACCAACCAGACAAGAGUUUGCACUGCUUACAGCAAGUGGAGCAACUGGAAUUUGACCAGAUCCCCCAGAGCGAGAGACCGACAGACAAUGGCGACGAAGCUGCGUUCAAGAACAGCAUGCGGGAAGGUCUUCCGCCUCAGCUACUCAACAACAUCGGAUGCUUCUACUACCAGGGCGAGAAGUUUGAAAUGGCACGAGAAAUGUUCCAGGUGGCGCUGAGCGCUUGUGUUAAGGCUGGGGAGAAGCAAGAGGAAAUUGAUACCGAUGCUCUCGUCACCACUAUCAGCUACAACCUCGGACGGACCUACGAGGCUAGUGGACUUCUUGGUGAAGCAAACACCGUCUACGAAGGCCUUCUCGAACGCCAUAGCGAUUACACGGAUGCGAGGACCCGACUUGCAUACAUUGCUCUGCGUCAAAAUCCGACAGACGAGGGACCCAAAGCUAUCAGUAAGCUCUAUCAAGAUUCCUCGGCUGACCUCGAGGUGCGAGCACUCUAUGGCUGGUACCUGGGUAAGCUGCAUACUCGGAAGCGCGCCAACAUUGCCGAGGAUCCCGAGCUUCGGCAUUACAAACACACGUUACAGAACUACGAGAAGCAUGAUCGCUAUGCUUUGAUUGGUAUGGGAAAUCUCUACCUGAUCACUGCCCGCGAGAUGCGUCGCGAGACGGAUCAAGAGAAGCAAAAGCGAAGUGGAAUGUACACCAAGGCUGUCGAGUUCUUCGAGAAGGCGUUACAACUGGACCCGAAAAACGCCUACGCCGCCCAAGGUAUCGCCAUUGCUUUGGUAGAAGACAAGAAGGACUUCAAAACCGCCCUGUCCAUCUUCGUCUCGGUCAGAGAUACAGUCAAGGAUCCGAGUGUGUAUAUCAACCUUGGCCACAUCUUUGCAGAGUUGCGACAGUACUCGAAGGCUAUUGAGCACUACGAGCAGGCUUUGUUGAAGGACCGCCAAAAGGAUGCACAGAUUCUUGCUUGCUUGGGCCGAACGUGGUUAGCUAAAGGCAAGGCCGAGAAGAACGCUACGGCAUUCGCGAAGGCUUUAGAAUUUUCUCAGAAGGCUUUGGAGGUUGCACCCGACCAGAUCCACUUCAAGUUCAAUAUUGCUUUCGUGCAAAUUCAACUUGCUACGAACGUUUACAAUCUGGCCGAGUCGCAGAGAUCGUUAGCCGAGCUUCAAGCUGCGGCUACAGGGCUCGAGGAGGCUAUCGAGUCUCUAGAAAUUAUUGCCCGAGACCCUCAAACACCUUACCCUAAGCACGAGGUCGAGCAGCGGGCCAACAUGGCACGAAACACCAUGCGAAAGCAACUGGAACGCUCGAUCCAAGCCCAGAAGGAGUACGAGGAGAAGCACGCUGAGAGAAUACUAGCUGCGAAGCGAGCUAGAGAGUUGGAGCAGAAGAAACGCGAAGAUGUGCGAAUUGCUGCCGAAGAGGCUGAGCGUGCGAGGAAAUCCAAGAUUGCUGAAGAGCGGCAGAAGAUUGCGGAGCGGGACCGUGAGCUUGCUGAGGCUCGAAACGAGGAGCAACGUGCUCGUGAAGCUGCCGAGAUGACCACAGACAGCGAGACGGGCGACAAAGUGAAACGCAAAAAGAAGCCGAGUCGCGCCGCAGGUGGCAAGCGCAAGAAGAAGACCGAAGACGGCAUCACGGAAGACGACGAGAGUGGGGUCGAGCCUCGGAGGAAAAGCCGCAAAGCAAGCGGCGCUGACACUGAUGAAGAGAAGCCCAAGAACAAGAAGCGGAGGUUGGCGAAGAAGCCUGCCCUGGAGAAACCCAGCAAGUUCAAGAGCAGCGAGAUUGUGGUGGAGAGCGACAGCGAGGGGGACGACGGAGCGGCUGAGGCGGCAAAGGCUAUGGAGAGCGAUACAUUUGGCGAGGAGCAGAAUAUGGAUGUUGAUGCUCCCAGCGACGAGGAGACGGUAGCUGCGCCUGCCUCGAAACGCAAGAAUCGGCGGGCUAUGAUUGACUCUGAUGAUUCGGAUGAGGAGGGGAAGGACGCUGAAGAUGCUCCCGCGCCGGCGAAGGACGAUUCUUCGGCGACUGCGAAUGGUGACGCUAAUGAUACCCCCAUGGCGGAUUCGGAUGACGAAUAG
Drepanopeziza brunnea f. sp. 'multigermtubi' MB_m1 is the source of this 3642-nucleotide messenger RNA. RefSeq lists its product as uncharacterized. Gene Ontology annotation, molecular function: RNA polymerase II complex binding. Gene Ontology annotation, cellular component: Cdc73/Paf1 complex. Gene Ontology annotation, biological process: regulation of DNA-templated transcription; transcription elongation by RNA polymerase II. The record is from RefSeq and is a predicted model, not a curated record. Lineage: Eukaryota; Fungi; Ascomycota; Leotiomycetes; Helotiales; Drepanopezizaceae.